This is a messenger RNA of Orussus abietinus, 1818 nucleotides long. RefSeq lists its product as uncharacterized. The coding region runs from base 1 to 1818 and encodes 605 amino acids. The transcript has 7 exons. The record is from RefSeq and is a predicted model, not a curated record. Lineage: Eukaryota; Metazoa; Arthropoda; Insecta; Hymenoptera; Orussidae.
AUGCCCCAGGGAAGCGUGCACUGGCAGGGAACCCAGAGGAGGGCCUGCGGCCCUGGAGCGCACUGGAACGUGCAGGUGGUGAGGAGCAAGGUGACGACGCGCUGUCUCUGGCACGCCUGCAAAGCCCUCGGGAUAGGCCUUUCCCUGAUGCUCCUGGGAGCCUGCAUGGCCACCAUAGGAUACUACGCGGACCAGCUCUCGGUGGCCCAGGAAAUCCGAGGAAACCUCACCGUCAAGGUGAAGAACGAGACCCGAGGGUUCCACCUGAACAACCUGAGCUACGCGGGGCCCAUCGUCAUGGGUUUCGGAGGAUUCAUCGUGGUGGCAGCUUGUGUUAUGACAUUCGAGGCAAGAGACAGCGCAGCCAAGGUAGUGCCUGCUCGAUUCCGACACAACCAGAGCACGACCCUGAAGAGCACCUCGAAGAGUCAACGAAGUCGUCGCUCCACGUCGAGCCAAACCACGAGGUGGGACCAUCAGUUAGGUCUCUUCCGGGUAAACCGAAGUCCUAGUCCCGGCCGUGAAGUCGCAAGGAAACAGCUGACCGCAGAGUUCGUGAGGUUCUCCAGGAGCCUGCACGACCGCACCGGAAGCUGCGCCCUGAAGAAGAGCCCCAGCGCGCCGAGUCUGGUCGAAAAGCGUUCCCCGAGGUCCAGGCCCCCCAAGUACGCAGGAUGUGCCCUGUUAAAUCCGGAACUCCUCCAGAGACAUGCCCUCUCGGUCGACAAUCCAGGAUACAACCCUCAGGCGAGCAGUCGGGAGAGUCUGGAGAGGCGGAAGAUGAGCGGAAGCCAGGCGUCCAUGGCGAUGGACCUUCACAUCCCUAACCGAGGUCCUGUGACCCUGAGAGUAAAGGACCGUUCAGACACCGCGAGGAGGCACCAGCUGUCCAGGCAGGCGAAGAUCGAGGACGAGGAGACGGAGCCUCGACGAGGAAGCCACAGCUGUUCGCCGAAGCUCCCAGGAUACAGCAGAUAUCCUGACGACUUCCUCCCGAGGAAGCGGAACUCCGUGGACCUGAAGCUCCUGGAGGAGCUGGACGCCCGGAGGGUGGGUCGGGACUUCAGGAAGGUCUCCUCCCCGAACUUCCGGAAGAUGUCCUUGGACAGGAUCGGUGGAGAACGAAGGCUGGACCAGCGGACCCCGGUGCCCAGGAAGGCGAGCCUGGAGUCUCGGAAGAGCCCCGACUUCCGGAGGACCGACUACAGGAAGUACUCGAUAGAGAGGUUCACCGCCGACUGCGCGAAGUACCUCGUCGACGUCGAGGUCAGGUCCAGGGCGAACAGCGGGGAGAGCAGGAGGUCCAGGCACCCGAAGCUGCACCACUCGAGGUCCGACGACACCAGGAGGAGGUCCUUCGACCGGCACCGGAGGGACUCCCAGUCCAGCAGGUUCUCCUUGAACACCCAGGCCGUCCUGGAGGGAUGCGGACCGGAAUAUGAAUUAAAGUAUUUCGCCACGGCGUCUCUGGACACCGAGGAGAGCAGGGCCGAGAAUUCGGACGACAGCCACGUGGUGGAGGUCGAGGACGUCGCGGGUCACUCCUCGGAAGGCCCUGCAGAGAACGACGCCCUCCUGGAGGAGCCAGAGCUGGAGAACCUGACGGAGGUCGAGGUAGAGACGACCGAAGCGAACUUGGAGAGACCCGAGAGUGAAACCGCGAGUCCUGGAGCUUCCUCUGGAGCGGAAGAAGUAGAGGCCCCCUGGGACCAGGAUCUUCCAGACCCUGAAGAAAACCCGGAAAAUCCCCGAGAUAACGUGACCUCCAAAAAAUCCUCCGGUGCCGACGAAGAACGUCCCGAGACUAUCCUGGAAUAA